CUCGAAACGCCCAGUUCGUGUUUCAAAAACCCAACCCUCUUUUUCUGAGAACAUCUCUGUCCUGCACGUUCAAUGAAGUACACUCUUGUUUCCGUACCUGCAUUAGGCCAGAGCCAAAACACGCUCUUGAACAUCAAGAGCAAAUUAGCCCCAUUUGCCGAGACUCAUCCUUUCAACAUUCCCGAGUUUAAGAUUGGCACAUUGGACGCUCUUGUGCUUUUGUCGGAUGACCUCACUAAACAUGACAACGCAUUUGAACAAGCUGUUAACAAGCUUGCAGAUAUCCUUGGUAACUUGGUCAAAGGACAGCCCGACGCUUUAGUUCAGGACUUUUUGUUGGUGAACGACAAGACGGUGGAUCAAUAUGUGAAUACAUUCCAGUGGAACAGCAUGAAAUACCGUACCGAUAAAUCGCUUCAAGAAACCACGUCGAUGUUGACGCAAGAAAUGACGUCGAUGGAUAAUUUGAUAAAGAACAAGAUGAAUGCGUAUACCCAAAACAAAAAUGCUCUUCAGGCACUUCAGCGCAAGCAAACUGGCAAUCUGUCAGUGAAGAACUUGAACGGCAUUGUAAAGAAGGAACACUGUGUGCUGAACUCAGAGUACCUUACGACCUUAUUUGUUGCUGUACCAAAGACCCAAUACAAGCAAUGGAAUAACACGUACGAGACACUCGUUUCCAUGGUCGUUCCUCGUUCUUCUGUCAAGAUCUCCGAGGAUUCAGAAUACGGUUUAUUCUCCAUUACAUUAUUCCAGCGUGUGGUGGAUGAGUUUACUCACAAGGCUCGUGAAGAAAAAUUUAUCGUAAGAGAUUUCCAGUUUGAUGAAGACGCAUUGAGACAACAAGAACGCGAGCUUUUGGAGACCGAAGAAACGGAACGUGAACAACAGACUGAAUUGAUCCGUCUGUCGCGAACCAACUUUAGCGAAAUGUUUUCUUCGUGGGUGCAUUUGAAGGCACUUCGUGUGUUUGUCGAGUCUGUGCUAAGAUACGGAUUGCCACCAGAUUUCACUUGCGUCACCAUUGCUGCUGAGCCCAAGUUUGAAGCCAAGGUGGAUCAGACACUUGUGGAACAGUAUGGUCAUCUCGGCGGUGUGCACGGUAUGAAUAAGCAACAGCGACAAGAAAACAAUGAAGAACUCUUGGACCACGAAUUGCAAUCGGUCAACAGCACUGGCUACCGACCUUAUGUGCAAUUUGAGCUUGAAUUUGACCUGGAGCGUAGAUAGAGAAGCAAGAAAAGAUGUAUAAAAAUUCCUACCCUUUUAUCCAGACCCAAUCCCUCAACCCACCCCCAACCAGUCCAUACACCUGCCAUUUUUCACACUGACCAAAGAUCGAUGAAACAACAAGAAUAACUGUACUUAAAGCAAAGAACACGAAGCAGGAAAAGAAAACCCGAAAAAAAAAGGGAUCACUCGUGGUGCUCGAAAGCUUAUUGGAUCAAUCCAUAUAUUAACUAGAAACAAAGUACUUGCGUACAUACAGAUUUCAUGCCGAUCCCUGACGGUUCCCAUGGCCGUUGUUGUUAUUGUUUUUGUUGGCAAAACAUUCAAGGGACACGGUACCCAACAGCUUCUUCGAGCCGCCGCUAUCGAAACGGCUUAUACAGAAGAGUCGCUUGCUAUCAUGCUUGUGAUGGAGAAAACUAGUUGUGGUAGCGGCAAACGUGUGGAUCUGGAAAUC
Messenger RNA from Zychaea mexicana, 1687 nucleotides. RefSeq lists its product as uncharacterized. Lineage: Eukaryota; Fungi; Mucoromycota; Mucoromycetes; Mucorales; Lichtheimiaceae. Gene Ontology annotation, cellular component: vacuolar proton-transporting V-type ATPase, V1 domain. Bases 73 to 1230 code for a protein of 385 amino acids. The record is from RefSeq and is a predicted model, not a curated record. Gene Ontology annotation, biological process: proton transmembrane transport. Gene Ontology annotation, molecular function: proton-transporting ATPase activity, rotational mechanism. The transcript has 9 exons.